AUGGUUCUCAUUAAUGGCGUCAAGUAUGCCUGUGAGAGGUGCAUCAGAGGCCACAGGGUAACUACUUGUACACAUACAGACCAGCCUCUAAUGAUGAUCAAACCCAAGGGUAGGCCUUCCACCCAGUGUGACUUCUGCAAACAGCAAAGGAAGAUCAGAAACUCCCAUGUGAAAUGUAAAUGCACAAAGAAGAUUGGUUCUAAAGUCAUCCACGAUAAAGACUGUCCUUGUCAUCUCGAUGGUCAGUGUACCUGUUGUAACAAGGGCAAGAAAAGCAAAAAGAAGGAUGAAAAGGACAAGGAAAAGGAAAAGGAAUUAGGAGCCACGACAAAGGCCAAACGAAAGUCAAGUAAAAAAUCUAUUGUUGAAAGUCCUAACAUUGAUGUCGAAGAUAAACCUCUAACCACAACCAUCCAAACCAAUACACCUACUGCAAGGGAAACAAAGUCGAGUCCCAUCAAAAUCGAGGAAUCAGAAAUGCUGCUUAACGUUGAUACUAGUCUGCCCAAUUUUUCAUCUCAAAAUAAUAAUAUUACAAAUAUUUAUUCAAUGUCAAAUGAUGAUGCAAGUAAUGGAAUCAUCUCUCCGACUAGCACCGAUUUGAAAUUCGAUAAUGAAUAUAUUGACCCAGAUACAAGAAAUUCUUUGAUGCAACAAUGGGAUAUGUCGUCGCCUCCAAUGGGGAAUUCUGAAUCGUUAUAUUCCUUAUUAUCUGAUAACUCUUAUAUGAACAAUAGUAACAAUAACCCGACUCCAAAUAAUGUUAAUGCUAAUUCUAAUACCAAUAAUAAUACAAAUAAUAACGUCAAUACCAUCAAUAAUAGAUUUUCAAGACAGAUUGGUUUGGACCCCCUACAAAAUUUUAGAUCAUCAAAGUCAACUCCUAAUAAUCAGAAUUCAGAUUAUCAAUCGCCAACUUCGCCAACAUUGCAGAGGGGGUUGGGUGAAAUAUCAAUCCCUGUUGAUGAAUAUAUGGGGCCCCUCAAUAAAAUGAAUGUUCAUUUCCGUAAUUUCCUCAACACCUUGACAGAUCAACCCCAAUUGGAUAACAUUAUUAGCCCCAAUAGUAUCAGUCCGGGUCAAAUUUCCAAUGGUGAGCCUAACGUUGUGCAAUUAAAUACUAACCAAAGCACAGAUUCUUCCAAUGGGGGGAAUAAUAGAACAAACUCCUUUUAUGAUUUCACACCGGCAACUCCUGGUAACGGAUUAUUGGAUAUAUUUGAAAAUAACGUUCCUACUUCAAAAGUAUACCAAAAUCAGAAUAACCAACCUUCAAAAGUUAAUGAACCUGAUUCUCUUUUCCCAUUGUUCCCAUUGAUUGGACCCUUGAAUACAGAUAAUGAUUUAUCACAAUCAAAUGUCCAAAAUUUGAACUCUAAACAAUCAAACUCUUUGAAUACAUCUACUUACUCAGUUAUAAAUGGCGGUAAUAUGACCCAACAAGCUAACCCAAACCAAACUAAUAAAGUUAACCAAAUACCAACUAAGAUGUUAAGAAAUACAACUGGUUCUUCUUUGACUUCGAGUACCUCUUACCAAUCCUUGCAUUCCAAUUAUUCCACUAAUUCAUUAACGAAUCAUCAUAAUCAUCACCAUAAUCAUCACCAUCAACCUCACCAUAAUGGUUCUCAUGGACAUACGAGCAACUCGCAUUUUCAUCCUUAUCAAUCCUCUCAUGCUCAUCGCUCGUCCUCAUUUUUGGCGCUCUCUCCAACCAAUUCAUACAACUCAUCCACUGACUCGCUAGCAGCUUCAUUUGCGGAUGUGCCCCAACUCUUAACUGCCGAAGAUGGUAUACAAGGUGGAUUUACUGGGGAAAAAUUAGCUAAUGCAAAAACCAAUACUACAUUGAUGGAUGACAUAUAUACAACUAAAACAUACACUGAUUCACAUUCUAUCAAUGCUAAACGACUGUCUCAGAAUGCUCAACAGAUAAAGAAUCAUGCCCAACAAAUAAAACAUGAAAUGCAGGAUGAUAUGACCAAUGGUAACCUCACGAAUGAACAUUUGGAUUUGUCUAUAAUAGGUUCGAUACCAAAUACAAGUACCUUGCCUACUCAACAAAACGCUCCGCAGACUUUCCAAUACGAAGAUCAUUUAAUUGAGUCUUUAUUACAAAACGAUUUCUGA
This is a messenger RNA of Pichia kudriavzevii, 2130 nucleotides long. RefSeq lists its product as uncharacterized. Gene Ontology annotation, cellular component: nucleus. Gene Ontology annotation, molecular function: RNA polymerase II cis-regulatory region sequence-specific DNA binding; copper ion binding; DNA-binding transcription factor activity, RNA polymerase II-specific. The record is from RefSeq and is a predicted model, not a curated record. Lineage: Eukaryota; Fungi; Ascomycota; Pichiomycetes; Pichiales; Pichiaceae. Gene Ontology annotation, biological process: positive regulation of transcription by RNA polymerase II; intracellular iron ion homeostasis; intracellular copper ion homeostasis. The transcript has a single exon. The coding region runs from base 1 to 2130 and encodes 709 amino acids.